GCCACCAACAGCGGGGGCCUAGGAGUUCGCCAUGAAGAGAAGAGAAGGGUCAUGAGGGAAAUGGAUUCUGCGGCAUCUUCCCCGUUUGCGGCCACUCGGAGCCCCCUCUCUUGGGGCCCUGGGGCUACUCCAGGAGACGAUCUCCCGGAUGAGAAGCCGAUCGGGGGGGAAAGCCCCAGGGUCUCCAGGCCCCAGUUUUUCUUGAGGCCCCUUUUUCUCAUGGCGAGGAUUCUCCAUGGUGGACGGCACCUUCGGGGAAGGGGACUGCGACAUCGCGGUGGGCAAGGCGGGAAACGAGGAAGAGGGCGAUGUUGACGUGGCGGUCGCGUGGAUUCCUUACGCCGCCGGCUUUUUGUCCGGAUACGUGGCUGCGCCAGAGACCCCACAGCACGCUGUGUCGACAGUAGCUGGGACAUGGGAGGACAGCGACUCGCACUCCUCGGACUUCGAGAGUGGGUGGAGCGUCACUUGGGUCUUCGGGCACGAGAUGUACGGCGAUCACGCAGUCGUGAGCGGCAGGGGAGGACUGGGGAGGUACGAAGACGGCAUGCUGUUCGCCAUCGCCACCGACUCCGGGCGGAGCAACAAUAAGCUCAACACCGUCGGGGUGCGCCCCAUGGAUGACCCUCCGGGUUGGCGAGUGAAGGUGCACGAGGACAACGACCCCUCGAGCGGGCACUCUGCGCUUCCCGAGGAGUCGAUGUUUGCAUUCGUCGUCGUGCCGUUUGUUGGGACGAUUCGCCUCCACGCUGCGUGGGUGAAUGGCAUGACGGGGGUGCCGUACCGCAGCACAGGGAAUAUGAAGGUCAUGAGGACUGGAGUCGGCACUUUCCUGUUACAGGUCGGGCGCAAGGGCGAGAAGGACGGCGUGCUUCUGUUGCAGACCGCGGGGGGCAAUGCCUCCAGCAUCUCCUGCGCCUUCUUGUCUUACGAGUGGAACGAGCUGCGUCGCGCCUUCGAGGUGCAGGCCCGGCACGUGAGCACCGGCGGCCCCGGUGAAGAGAGGUUUUUGUUGGUGGAUGUCGAUUUCUACGCGCUGUGGAUGGACCACAAGAGCCCCCCCGUGUCUGUCGCGGCCAAGCUGGACCAGCCUCCCUCGUGGGCCGGAUGCUUCCUCCACAAGUUGGACCAGAUGUUCGACCUGGACGACUGUGUGGACAGCCCCUUGGGCUGGAGAGACAAGCUCGAAAAGCCCUGCACCGACUACGCAGAGCUCGAGUACUGCACAAGGUCUGGGGGCUACGGCUCUGGGUGGCUGCCGCAGAUGGGAGACUUUUCGAAUUGGUCAGGCCAAGGGCAUGACGCCUCGACAGCAUGCUGCGCAUGCGGCGGGGGCUCUUCUAUGAAGAGGGCGAAGUACAUGGGUAAGGAUUUCAGCGUCACCACCUGCGUGGAUGCGUGCGAAGGUUUUACUUAUGCUGCCGUGCAGUCCGGCCAGUGCCGCUGUGGUGACUUCCUCCCGGACGAGGCCACGAGGCUGAAAGACUCCGAGUGCGGCACUGCCUGCCCAUUCGAGGGAGCGGAGCCCUCGCUCCAGUGCGGCGCAGACGGCCGGAACGCGGUCUACAGGACGAAUUUCGUGAUGCUGGAGUACCUCCUGCGCGGUGGCGGGUUAUGA
Messenger RNA from Prorocentrum cordatum, 1618 nucleotides. The record is from the annotation of a GenBank genome assembly. NCBI's taxonomy places the organism in Eukaryota, Dinophyceae, Prorocentrales, Prorocentraceae.